CGGUGAAAUUUCGGUCGAAUUUUUGGUUUUCAAAAACAGCAAAAAAUACAAAAAAAUAAAAAAUAAAUCAAAAAAAAAAUUAAUUAUGGGCAAGAAGUUCUGUUACUCGGAGUUGAAGGCAACGGCCCAGACUGCCUCUCGAAUCGGAUGCAGUCGCCUGGAAAAGGAUCAGAUCUUCGAGGAGGAGGAGGAGGAAGAGGACGAGGAGGAGGAGGAGGAAGGGGAGAGGGAGGGCAAUAGCCGUUCCAAAUCUCCCAUUUUUGGCCAAAAACCCACAGCUGUGAAGCGGGUGAUGAGCCACCUGGCCCAUGGGUAUCUGAAGCUGGUCCAUCGCAUCGAGGGCGGACGGCCGUCGCCGGAACUGGAUCGGGCGGUGGGCGGGAGUACAGUGUGGGAGAGGAGGACGAGUCGGAGGAGUCGCCCUCCCACCGAGGACGAGAUAACGGACGAUUCCUCGGAGGAGCAACGGGCCACCACCGUUGGCUUUGUGGAUCUGUUCCGGCGGAGUUUGCAUUUCGAGAAGAUGGGCCUGCCCCUAACAGCCCUGGAGCUGUACUCCAUGGAGUGCCGGGAGCGAGGAAGGAAGCAGAGGGCGGCCAGGAUGCAGGGGGGUUACCAGGACGAAGGGCGUCUCGAGAAGAAGCUGGACCAGGAGGGCACUACUACUGAUACUCCGCCACAACCGGGUGGUGGUGGCUUCGAUUUCGAAAAACUACAACUCCCAGUGGCACUUCCGGAGCGACGAAAUGUAGCCUUGAGAAGGAAAUCAAACGGGAAGGUGACAGCUGGCGAGUCGACCAGGCCGGAGAUCUCAUUUCAGCCCCGACGGGUCAGCCAGACAGGUCAGGCGAACCGGCCAGCGAACGGAGACACAUUCCUAAAAAUCUUUAGUCGACCGGAAACGGAAACGGAACACAAACGCGUUUGCAAUCACAAGUUCGGAAAUCAAGGAUCCACCCACGAGAUGGAGGCUUGCGAGCAGCGAGUGGCCAAGCAGCACCAUCCCUACAAGCACAUAUCCUACCCGAGGAACCCGAGGACCAAGGACAUCCUCCAGGACGAGCAGGAGUACUCGCGAUCGGUUAGCCCGGAGCCGGUACUCAACUGCCGAUAUGCGAAAAUGAACAUCCGAGAGGCGGAUGGGAUGGAGGAGGUGGUGGCGCCGCCGCCGCCCAGAUACCAAGUGCCACGCCACCCGGUGUCCCCGGUGAUGAAGGUGCUGGUGGCGCCACGGAACAUCAAGUACUCCGAGGAGGCGUUGGCCGAGCGCUGGAAGCGCGAAACGCUCCAAGGCCAGCCAUCCUGCUCCAAGGAUGCGGCGCCGUCCAAGGCCAAGAUGCGUUCGGUGCGGGUCCUGCUGAAGACCACGCCCCGUCGCCCCGCCGAACUGGAUCGCUCCUCCUCUCCGGGCAUGUCCCUGGCCGGCUAUGAGGCGGACAGCGAGCUCUUCACCUCCAAGAGGGAGCAGCAGCCGGCGGCCAGCCACACCAGCGAGGAGCUAGAGCUGGAGGAGGAGGAUCUGGAGCCAGAGCCAGAGCCAGUGUCCAAUAAGGGGAUCAUGCAGCCCGACACCCUGACCGAGGUGUGGGCGAAGCCGGUCCACUACUGCCCGGAGCCGCCCAGCCACGGACUCUAUCGGCUGGGGGAUGGACUGAAGUACCAGCCGAUCGAUCGUCUGGACGCCGGAUGCCUGAAGACGCCGCUCUUCGACGCCGAGGACGACGUGGAGCGGACGAGGUACUUUGUGAAUGAAUUCUCGAAAUUAACGUUGGACGAACAGCGGAAGGAUAUCGAGUUUCGUCUGGGGCAGCUGCGACUGCUGCAGGACACCUCCGACCGGGAGUACCGUCGCCACAUCCUGGCCCAGGGCUUUGUGGUCAAGCCGAUCCUGACCCGGGGCGAAAGGUAUCCCUGCCCCUUUGGCCAGGAUCAGUGCCCGUUGGUGAUGAACGAGUGCCUGCUGGGGCACUUCCUGCGCGAUCACAGCGAGCCCGGAGUUCAGGUGCGUGAGUCCUUCGAGGAGAACCGGCUGCUGAUCAUCUUCAAUCCGACGAGCAUGGAGAUCGGCCGCAACGCCUGCAUGUCCGUGAUGGUGUACGGCGGGGUGAGGGGGCGCCAGUGCACGUUGCCCAUUCGCCGGUUCAUGCCCGGUUGCAACAAGGACCUGCCCAAGUCGUUCGCCUGCUACGAAGGACACUUGCCGUUGUUUGUGAUGAUAUGCCGGAAUCGCCGGAGUCACCUGGAAUCCGGACGGAAGGUACGCUACCGAGGACACCACCAGGACACCGACUCGGAGGACUCUACGGCCGCUGAUGCCGACGCCGCCGAUGAGGAGGAGGAGGAGGAGGAAGAGGACUCCGAUGUCCUUACCCUGUGGAUGGCCAGCGUGGAUCUGCCCCAGCCCAUUCAUGCCGUGAUGACGGUCUUCAAUCGCCGACUGGACGCCAGUGUCAGUUCGAUACUGAAGGUACGCGGUCUCCGGAAGUCCCACGACUGCCGGGUAUUCAUGCAGUCGAGUCGCCACUUUAUGCGACUGGGCGGCAAGGAUCUGAAGAUCCUCACGAACAACAACACCGAACCGCUCUACCUGGAGGUGACCAUCAAGGAGUAUGUCGGUCUCUUUCCCCUCCAGAAUCACAGCUGCAAGUCUCAUAAUCAUCAUAAUCAUCAUUAUAAUCGUCAUCAUCACUGUGGCAGUGGCAGUGGCAGUCCCAGUCCCCAGACCCCAGAUAGUUGGUAUCCCCCCCCCUCACAUCACCGGAAAUGAUCGUACAAUCGUAUUAUAUAACAUAUACACAUAUAUAUUGUGGUAUUUGUGGCAUUUGUAGUAGAAUUUUAAUGCCUUUGUAGCUCCAAAAUUUUUAGGAUUCACUUUCUUCUGGCAUCUCCACUCCCACCCCCCACAGCAGCACUUCUUACUUUCUUUCGGCUAAAUGAGACAGUCUUGAGGUUUUAAAUAAAUAUUCAAAGGAUUUGGAUAAUUGUGGA
Molecule: messenger RNA, 2988 nt
Organism: Drosophila ananassae
Lineage: Eukaryota; Metazoa; Arthropoda; Insecta; Diptera; Drosophilidae
Exons: 2
Coding region: 86-2767 (893 amino acids)
Source: RefSeq, a predicted model, not a curated record